Debaryomyces hansenii CBS767 is the source of this 465-nucleotide messenger RNA. It is a transcript of the gene DUO1, whose product is annotated as Duo1p. NCBI's taxonomy places the organism in Eukaryota, Fungi, Ascomycota, Pichiomycetes, Serinales, Debaryomycetaceae. Gene Ontology annotation, biological process: mitotic cell cycle. Bases 1 to 465 code for a protein of 154 amino acids. The transcript has a single exon. The record is from RefSeq and is a predicted model, not a curated record. Gene Ontology annotation, cellular component: mitotic spindle; DASH complex.
AUGUCGUCUUCAAAACGUCAGAUUGCGUUGGAGAAGGAGUUGCAGCAACUAACUGCUAUAAAUGAAAGUGUUGCCACAAUGAUUGAAACCAUUAGAAGCACCCAAACAAAUAUUAUGAAAACUCAAGAAUCAACCGAAAAUACGGAUAAAUUACUAAAUCAAUGGAUACGCAUAUUGUCACAGACCAAUUUCACUAACGAAAUAUUACAGAAUCCCCAUUGGAAUGGCUCCACAGAAAUUGACGACUCAGAAAUUGAGAUUAAAUUAAAUGAAGAACAGGAAUUGAUUAACGAUUUGAAUGAGUUGAUAAACGAAAAUAGCGAAUUAUCCAAACGAAUUGCGCUAAAAGAGCAAAAGGAAAAACUAGAUGAAAAUAGGAGGCGUGAAGUAAUAAACAGAAGACAUAAAGAAUUGGGUUUACGAAGUGCACCUAAGAGGAGAGGUGUUUCAAGAGUAUACAAGUAG